Molecule: messenger RNA, 582 nt
Organism: Tetrahymena thermophila SB210
Lineage: Eukaryota; Ciliophora; Oligohymenophorea; Hymenostomatida; Tetrahymenidae
Product: transmembrane protein, putative
Exons: 2
Source: RefSeq, a predicted model, not a curated record
AUGUUUGUUUUUUUUAUUUGUUUUUUUUUUGUUUUUUUAAAUUAAAGAAAUACAAACUCCCAUCUCAGGAAAAGAUCAUAUUUUCAUAUAAAAUUUUAUUUUAAUUUUUAAAAUUUGAAAUGUAAAGAAAUAAGAAUUGGGUGCGGAUCAUUAUCUGUUUUGGUUGAAAAUGUUGUUAUUGAUGCCGGAUAAUUGUAAAUUCUAUGCUUAGAAGUUCUACUAAUAUACGUUUUAGUAAAUAUAAUGCGGAACAUAAUAAUAAGCUUACUACCCUGGAGCUUAAUUAUAUGUAAUAUAUUACGGUUGAAUUUACUAUAUGGCUAUAGGAUAUUAAUAAUAUAUAAUAUUCUAAUACGGAGCAGGCUAGAAUUAAACUUGAUUAUAUAUGUUAUAUUGUUAAGGUGGAGGGGCGUAUUGUUGAGUUUACCCAUAAAGAUUUUAUUAGUCGAAAGUUGUAUUAGAAAUGAAGCUAUUGUAAUUAAUAUUAUUUUAAGUUUGUAUUCUAUCUUAAGAAAAUACAUAAGAUCCCAUCAUAUAAAUUAAUUAGGUAUUUCACUCUAGUUAAUUAGGAGGAAAAAAUGA